AUGGCAACACUUUCAUGCUCCGUCAAACAGGUGCAACAAAAAUCCGCUAGGUUGACAGUUAUCUUUUCGGCGAGUGAAAUUUUGGCGGAGGUAAAACAACGGAUAGAAGAGCGCAAGACGGAGAAGAACAAUGCCUUCAGACUUGCUCAUUCUACAGAAGGCACACCCCCUCGAGACGAGCCAAUGUAUGAUAUUGGUCCACAUUCUAAUCUGGUAGCACUAUCAGAUGUUCACGUUCAAAACUUUGACUUCGGAGAAUUCAUACCCUUAGUUGAAGAAACUUACGAAAAGAUGAGGGGAAUAGACCCUAGAUUGGGUCAGAGUCAAGAGAUCACAGGCAAGAAUUUGUAUAUUCGUCACAAAACCAGAGCGUGCACCCCUCAGGAAACCAGAAUAUCCAUCAUUCAGGUGGAUAUUCAACACGCCAACCCGUCGAAUCAGCAUCAAGCAGGUGAUGCUGAUUCGUCACAAGUGUCACAACAGUCUAGUUCCACUGAAGAUUCUGUCUUAGAUUUUAAUAAUUUUUAA
Molecule: messenger RNA, 528 nt
Organism: Diatraea saccharalis (sugarcane borer)
Lineage: Eukaryota; Metazoa; Arthropoda; Insecta; Lepidoptera; Crambidae
Source: the annotation of a GenBank genome assembly